GCGAAGAAGAAUGAGGAAAGACGAAGAAGAAAAAAACAACAUCAGAAUCAGCGAAAGGUAAAUGUUGGAUCCAUGAUGGACGCUGACGCUCAGCAUGUAGUCGAAUAUUUAUCGGAGGUGGAGGAAGCGGCUGAAGAUGUUCUAACAACGAAACAACAGAUAGUUGACCUGGACGUGAAGAAAAACAGGAACAGAGAAGCACUGAACGCACUGAAGGAUGAAAUAUGUUCAGAAAAAGUCAAGCUUUGCUUUGGAAACAUGUUCAUCAAAUUCCCCAAGUCCAAGGCAAGAGAGGUCAUUCAGAAAGACCAGGAACAGUUGGACAAGGAACUAAAUGACCUUCGCAACGGACUAAAAGCAAAAGUCAACCAUCUCAAUGAGAUUCAAGGAAAGCCUGAGCUGAGGGGCUACAACCUUUUACCACUGUCCACCGAUGAAGUGAAAGCUAUUAAUAGCCUUUUAAAAAGGUGACCCAUCACAUCCUCCAACCACAGUUACUACUUUACAUUCACUUCCUGAGCACCACUCUACAUCAUUUUUAUAGUAGACUUACAGUGAAGAAAAUAAGUAUUUGAACACCCUGCUAUUUUGCUAUUUCUCCCACUUAGAAAUCAUGGAGGGGUCUGAAAUUUUCAUCGUAGGUGCAUGUCCACUGUGAGAGAGAUAAACUAAAAAGAAAAAUCCAGAAAUCACAAUGCAUGAUUUUUUAACAAUUUAUUUGUGUGAUACAGCUGCAAAUAAGUAUUUGAACACCUGAGAAAAUGAAUGUUAAUAUUUGGUACAGUAGCCUUUGUUUGCUAUUACAGAGGUCAAACGUUUCCUGUAGUUUUUCACCAGGUUUGCACACACUGCAGGAGGGAUCUUGGCCCACUCCUCCACACAGAUCUUCUCUAGAUCAGUCAGGUUUCUGGGCUGUCGCUGAGAAACACGGAGUUUGAGCUCCCUCCAAAGAUUUUCGAUUGGGUUCAGGUCUGGAGACUGGCUGGGCCAUGCUAGAACCUUGAUAUGCUUCUUACGGAGCCACUCCUUGGUUUUCCUGGCUGUGUGCUUCGGGUCGUUGUCGUGUUGGAAGACCCAGCCACGACCCAUCUUCAAUGCUCUGACAGAGGGAAGGAGGUUGUUCCCCAAAAUCUCACAAUACACGGCCCCAGUCAUCCUCUCUUUAAUGCAGUGCACUCAUCCUGUCCCAUGUGCAGAAAAACACCCCCAAAGCAUGAUGCUACCACCCCCAUGCUUCACAGUAGGGAUGGUGUUCUUCGGAUUGUACUCUUCAUUCUUCUUCCUCCAAACACGCUUAUUGGAAUUAUGACCAAAAAGUUCUAUUUUGGUCUCAUCUGACCAUAAAACUUUCUCCCAUGACUCCUCUGUAUCAUCCAAAUGGUCAUAUGCAAACUUAAGACGGGCCUUGACAUGUGCUGGUUUAAGCAGGGGAACCUUUCGUGCCAUGCAUGAUUUCACAUCAUGACGUCUUAGUGUAUUACCUACAGUAACCUUGGAAACGGUGGUCCCAGCUCUUUUCAGGUCAUUGACCAAGUCCUGUCGUGUAGUUCUGGGCUGAUUCCUCACCUUUCUUAGAAUCAUUGAGACCCCACGAGGUGAUAUCUUGCAUGGGGCUCCACUCCGAUUGAGAUUGACCGUCAUGUUUAGCUUCUUCCAUUUUCUAAUGAUAGCUCCAACAGUGGACCUUUUUUCACCAAGCUGCUUGGUAAUUGCUCCGUAGCCCUUUCCAGCCUUGUGGAGGUGUACAAUUUUGUCUCUGGUGUCUUUGGACAGCUCUUUGGUCUUCGCCAUGUUACAAGUUAAAGUCUUACUGAUUGUAUGGGGUGGACAGGUGUCUUUAUGCAGCUAACGACCUCAAACAGGUGCAUCUGAUUCAGGAUGAUACAUGGAGUGCAGGUGGACUUCUAAUGGGCAGACUAACAGGUCUUUCAGGGUCAGAAUUCUAGAUGAUACACAGGUGUUCAAAUACUUAUUUGCAGCUGUAUCACACAAAUAAAUUGUUAAAAAAUCAUGCAUUGUGAUUUCUGGAUUUUUCUUUUUAGUUUAUCUCUCUCACAGUGGACAUGCAC
Messenger RNA from Doryrhamphus excisus (bluestripe pipefish), 2069 nucleotides. The record is from RefSeq and is a predicted model, not a curated record. Lineage: Eukaryota; Metazoa; Chordata; Actinopteri; Syngnathiformes; Syngnathidae.